UGUCUGGCGGUUAGGACGUCGCAAACCAGACACACACACACACACACAUAGCACAUACACACGCACACCCGCACACACACCUCAGAAAAGGACCGAAUAAAUGAGUCACAACCACAACUCCCACAUCAAUAACAGUUGAUUCAAGAUGGCGGCCGAGGGCGAGUACGAGUCGAUCCUGUGCGUGAAACCCGAUGUCAACGUUUAUCGCAUCCCGCCGCGAGCUUCAAAUCGCUCAUACAGGGCAGCUGACUGGAAGCUGGAUACUCCAGACUGGUCUGGACGAAUGAGGGUCACAGCCAAGGGCCAAGUGGCGUACAUCAAACUGGAGGACAAGGUCUCAGGGGAGCUGUUUGCCCAGGCACCAGUUAAGGAGUAUCCCGGUGUUGCAAUGGAAACGGUCAGCGACUCCAGCCGAUACUUUGUUCUGCGGAUACAGGAUGACAAUGGUCGCAGUGCUUUCAUAGGAGUUGGCUUCGGGGACCGAGGGGAUGCUUUUGAUUUCAACGUGGCUUUGCAGGACCAUUUCAAAUGGGUGAAACAGGAGAAUGAAAUCAGUAAAAACGCCCAGCUCGGGGAUUCGGGACCAAAACUGGACUUGGGCUUUAAAGAGGGACAGACCAUCACACUCAACAUAGGGCAAGGUAGAAAGAGGGAUAAACCCCGCCCACAAAGCUCAGGGGGGUUUGGACUCCUCCCACCACCACCUGGAGGCAAGAUAGCCCCGCCUCCUUCGUCAGGUUCAUCCAAUCACAACAUAGUCCCCCAGAGGGGCGGCACAGCAACAGGUUGCCUGUUGGAGCUGGACAGUAGCAACUCUAACACAGUGGUUCAGUCAAACCCUAGUUCAGAUCUUUGGGGAGACUUCUCUGCUCCUGCAAGCUCCGUUCCAUCACGACCACAGGACACCGGAAACUGGAUGCAGUUUUGAGUCGUCGGCUAUGACGUCGGUUGUGAUUUCCAUCUCACCUGCAUCUGUGUCUGUAGCUUACUGUGCAUCACACUGAGAUUAACUCCCACACACUGAUCCCAAAGCAGAGACGUGAAACACCACCGAGCUGUAGAAACAACUCAUGACAUCGUUGCUUUCAGAAAGAAUCGUCGUUCUUUCAAAUAUUCUUGACAGGAAAUGAAGCAUUAAUCUGUUAAAGCCAUUACAUGAUAUGAGCCAUUUCCAAUAAUAUUUAAGGGCUAUGUGUGACGUCCUGAGAGGCAGGUGUUCCUCUUUUAUGUAUCUGCAUCACCUCCCCAAUAGAUGGCUCUCUGGACAGAGCUUUAUCUUUGAUCUGGCAUGUUUAUGUCACUACAACAGCUCCCCCUGCAGGCACUGCAGAGUGCUACAUCUCAAGAAAAAGGCACCAGUGCUUUCCGUAACCUGCUGUGAAUAAUGUGCAACGAGCUACAAAGCUCAGCUUAAGUGAAGGCUACAUUAACAGUAAGACACAAAUCAAAGUAGAAAUUCAGACAUUUUCUUUAUUGCUCUACAAUUGGCACUUAAAUCUUAUUUUUGUCAGCCUUAUUAUUUCCGAAUAAUGAAAUAGAGAUUACAUAAUUUUCCUGAAUAAUUUUGAAAUUACAGCAGCGGCCUGUCUAACUUGUUUAAAUAUAAAUGCUAAAGAAAGAACAGUUUGAGACACAUAACACUAUUUUACCUCAUUUGCAAGAGUUUGUCACUAAGAAAAGUAGGAUUAAAUGACUGACUUGUACCCACCAUCACACUGUGAAUUGUGGAGUAGUACAGCCUUGUCCACAUGUCUCAAAAUUUCUGUAUUUAAAAUAACUACUGUAGGUCUGAAGUGUGGUUUGAUUACAUAAUGGCAAUGUAAGUGGAUUUAAAGAUGCAACUUCAAAAUGUUCAGAUUAGCUUUGCUUUGUGGGAUAUGAAAACUAAAUAGUCAAGAUGUCAAAUCUUUUCUGAACUCAGAUGCAAUCCUCUGAUAAAAUCACCUUUAUCAUGCCAUCUACCGGUAUUUAUCGCCAAUUAUGGAUUGUAAAGUGUUUAGUGUGUAUCACUGAGCUCACUUAAAGUGGGAUGAGAUACUGUGGGAAGAAUGUUUUAAGAUAUGUUCAUGGAAAUAUACGGGGUACAUUAACAUUCCUUUCUGGCGUAUUACAUCUAUAAAUUUAUGUUUACAAUGUAAAACCAUAUUUGUGUUUGCUACCAGGUGCUUGUUAUCAGCAGACUUAUUUUAUUACAACUGAAAUAAGUAUCCACAUCCAGACAUGUAUUUAUUACUGUCAAUUAUUUACAUUUUACAUACUUUUACUGUUUUUUUUUUUUUUUUUAAGAAUUAAAUAAGCUAAGUAUUAAAUAUAACACAUUUUGCUGAAUUUGGCAGUGGGUGUAAAUUAAAACUACUUAAAUACUUGCAGGCCUUCUUCACCCCAAUCAUUUUUUAUUUUUAUUUUUUACCUGUGUCUCAUCCCAAUUAACUUGCCCAUUUCCAAAAUCCAGUUGAAUUGAAUACACGAGGUAAACCAGAGCAGGAAUGUAGGACUAGUUAUCAGAAAGUCCGAUUUGGUUUUGAAAAUCAGUUACUUUACUUAAGGCCCAAUUUUGAGAUCAGAGGGAAAAUCUAAUGUGGGGAUGGUUUGCAAGUAAAUCUCUGCUUCACGUUUCGCAUUAAAUAUGUAGUAAACUAUUAAUGUCCACCAGAUUUACAUUUAGAUGUUAAGAGAGCUACAUCCCCUGCACCUCCCAAAUGGCCCCCUUCUGUAACAACCAGUCAUAUGACGGUGUAGUUCCUCAUUCGUCCAGGAAUGUUCCAUCGUAGAAAAGGUUUCAAUCGUAGUCAUCUGAUGACUACGAUUGAAACCUUUUCUACAACCAGUCAUAUGUUAAAGAGAAAAGAGAUAAGGUGAAUGAGAUGACUUACCCACCUCAUUCUAAUGUGCUGUUCACAGCACAGAAGAAGGGUUUCAGUUACAGUGGAAGGAGGCUGAUUGCUGCAGAAGUGCAUAUGCUAUCAAUUUACCUGCUUUUUCAUGUUUGUGAAAUGACCAUUUGGCUUUUUAACAGGCAAAAUGUUUAGGGAGCUGCAGUUACCUGCAAAAAAAACAGCCCUGUUGUGAACUCAUGACCUUCAGUACUAAAUAUUGUUUGUUCAAUGGAAGUAAGAAUAGAUCUUGAUAAACAAGUAAAUACAGUUCCAGAUGCAGAAGCUGUUCAACACGACUCUGAAACAGUACUGAGGUUUGACAGCAGCUUUUGACAAUCUGAGGAAAACAUUUGGAACUUAAAGGAGUAGUUUGACUUUUUUGGAAAUACGCUUUCUUGUUGACAUUUAGAUGAGAAGAUAGAUACUACUCAUGUCUGUGCAUUUAAUAUGAAGCUAGAGCCAGCAGCCGAGUAUAUUAGCUUAGCUUAGCAUAAAGACUGAAACAGUUGUAAACAGCUUGCAUGGCUCUGUCCAAAAGGAACAAAAUCUGCCUAGAAGCACCUCUAAGUCUCACUAAUGAACACGCUGCAUCUUGUUUGUUUAUAUUUACUAAACUUUACUAUUCCUUUAAUUUAUUUUAAUCCUGAGUGACAUUCUACCUUAAAGAAUGAGCCUACCUUAUGCCGUUAUCCCCGUGUGGCUUAUUUCAGACUGUAAAAUGACAUCAAAAAUGCUCUUUUACUGAACCCACGUGUACUGUUAAAGAUCUGAACACACCAGUCUCAGGACUGAAGGUGGGAAAAACAAAAUGAUUGUGUUACUUCAUCUGAUGAAUGUCUUGGCAGCAAAUGAUAUGUUAAUUCUUGUGCUGAAAAGGCUUUGGCUGAUUGUGAACUUAGAUGGUGUUUACAGGACGUUGACAUGAAUUGUCAAAAGCAUUUCUUGACUGUGAAUUAAUUUGUUUGCAUAUAUUUUCAGGGUUUGCUGUGAUCAAAUCACAUGAAGUGUAUUUAACUGGCAUUAAGAUAUAAUGCUGACCGAUAUGAUAUGCUGAUAUGUGUGUUGUGUUUACAUUGCUUGUAUUGCUGGCUAAAAUAUUAAAAUAUCUCCCAUUUCUCACGCAUUCCACACUGGCUGUAAAAUCACUGGACUAACACUUUUGAUUUAUGACCAAUUUAAUGAGAAAGAGGCAAUAAAUCCUUUCAAAGGA
Messenger RNA from Siniperca chuatsi (mandarin fish), 4086 nucleotides. RefSeq names its product NECAP endocytosis associated 1 (gene necap1). The transcript is spliced from 8 exons. Gene Ontology annotation, biological process: endocytosis. Gene Ontology annotation, cellular component: membrane; clathrin vesicle coat. Lineage: Eukaryota; Metazoa; Chordata; Actinopteri; Centrarchiformes; Sinipercidae. The coding region runs from base 146 to 928 and encodes 260 amino acids. The record is from RefSeq and is a predicted model, not a curated record.